AUGAAGAUCUUCAACAUCCCAUUGCUUCUUACCAUAGCUGCCGCGUUGCCCAUUGGAAGCUCCUUCAAAAAGCUCGAAGUGACCAGGCCUAGUCCUGAGGUUGUUCUUCCAGAUACAAAAGACGUGGUUCAGAAACAGUCAGUGGCGUCAAUGGAUUCAGCGUGGGGGUCGUUUAUACGCAAUGCCAAAACCGCCAAAGGCGUCUUAAAGGCAGAGCUCAAGCUGCAUUUCAUUGAAAAGCCUAAAGCUGAAUUGCAGGCUAUAUGGAAUGAAGCCACUGCAGACCAAAGCACCAUCACGAUUGCUGGCGAACACUACGACAGCGAAUCCGAUUGGGAUUCUGGGUUUGGCGAUGAUUCUGACAGCGAAAGCGACGACGACUCCGACGAAGAACAACCUUUAUCUUCCAGCUCUACACGCAAAUCACUGCCUGCCUAUAUCAAGGCCAAUAUGAGAGACUUCUCUUUCCAGCCGUACGUCCGUGCCCGGCCUCCACCAGCAAGACUGAUCUACGACAAACGGUCAACAAAGAGAGACUACGAAUUUUAG
This is a messenger RNA of Candidozyma haemuli, 549 nucleotides long. RefSeq lists its product as uncharacterized. The transcript has a single exon. The record is from RefSeq and is a predicted model, not a curated record. The coding region runs from base 1 to 549 and encodes 182 amino acids. NCBI's taxonomy places the organism in Eukaryota, Fungi, Ascomycota, Pichiomycetes, Serinales, Metschnikowiaceae.